UUCUCCUCCUGUUUCUUCCGUUGCCGUUGCUGCGUGUUUUUGGCGUUUCCUUCUGCUGCAGAUUUGGAGGCUGUUUUAAUAUAAAUAAUCAUGUCCCUGGAGGUGGAAUCCGCAGACGUGAUCCGCCUGAUUAUGCAGUACUUAAAAGAAAACAAUCUGCACCGGACACUAGCCACUCUGCAGGAGGAGACUACGGUGUCUCUGAACACAGUGGACAGUAUCGAGAGCUUUGUGGCAGACAUCAACAGCGGCCACUGGGACACGGUCCUGCAAGCCAUCCAGUCCCUCAAGCUGCCAGACAAGACCUUGAUAGACCUUUAUGAACAGGUUGUGUUGGAGCUGAUUGAGUUGAGAGAGUUGGGUGCAGCUCGUUCACUCCUCAGACAGACCGACCCCAUGAUCAUGCUGAAACAGACGCAGCCGGAGAGAUACAUCCACUUGGAAAACCUGCUGGCUCGCUCCUACUUUGAUCCCAGAGAGGCGUACCCAGAUGGCAGCAGUAAGGAGAAGCGCCGGGCAGCCAUCGCUCAGGCCCUGGCGGGAGAGGUCAGCGUGGUGCCUCCCUCUCGUCUCAUGGCUCUGCUGGGACAGGCUCUGAAGUGGCAGCAGCAUCAAGGUCUCCUGCCUCCCGGUAUGACCAUCGACUUGUUCAGAGGCAAAGCUGCCGUCAAAGAUGUGGAGGAGGAGCGCUUCCCCACGCAGCUCAGCAGACACAUCAAGUUUGGACAGAAAUCUCAUGUGGAGUGUUCCCGAUUCUCCCCUGAUGGGCAGUAUCUGGUCACUGGCUCUGUGGACGGCUUCAUCGAAGUCUGGAACUUCACAACUGGCAAAAUCAGGAAGGAUCUGAAGUACCAGGCUCAGGAUAACUUCAUGAUGAUGGACGAUGCUGUGUUGUGUAUGUGCUUCAGUCGGGACACAGAGAUGCUGGCCACUGGAGCCCAGGAUGGAAAGAUCAAGGUGUGGAAGAUCCAGAGCGGUCAGUGCUUGAGGAGGUUCGAGCGCGGCCACAGCAAAGGAGUGACGUGCCUCAGCUUCUGUAAGGACAGCAGCCAGCUCCUCAGCGCCUCCUUCGAUCAGACCAUCAGAAUCCAUGGACUGAAGUCGGGGAAAACUCUGAAGGAGUUCCGCGGUCAUUCCUCGUUUGUCAACGAGGUCACUUUCACUCCAGACGGCCAUCACAUCAUCAGCGCUUCCUCUGACGGCACGGUGAAGUUGUGGAACAUGAAGACCACCGAGUGUUCCAGCACCUUCAAGCCUCUGGGAACGUCAGCUGGCACGGACAUCACAGUCAACAACGUCCUCCUGCUGCCCAAGAACCCCGAGCACUUUGUAGUGUGCAACCGCUCCAACACCGUGGUCAUCAUGAACAUGCAGGGACAGAUCGUGAGGAGCUUCAGCUCCGGUAAGAGGGAAGGCGGUGACUUUGUGUGCUGCACUCUGUCGCCCCGUGGCGAGUGGAUCUACUGCGUGGGUGAAGACUUUGUGCUCUACUGCUUCAGCACAGUCACCGGCAAACUGGAGAGAACGCUGACGAUCCACGAGAAGGAUGUGAUUGGCAUCGCCCACCACCCCCACCAGAACCUCAUUGCCACCUACAGUGAGGACGGCCUGCUGAAGCUCUGGAAACCUUAAAGAAGAAGAAAGCUCAUGAGAAGAGACUGGAGGCUGUCCUGACUCUGCACACAGCUCUGCCCGCUGUGCUUUCUCUAACCUCCUGCAGCCUGAUCCUGUACAGACGGAGGUUCAGGGGAGCACAGUUUUUCACAGUAAUGAGAGGAAUGACUAAAAAUGAGGAUUUUAGGGUGUUUUUUUGUAUCAUUAAAAAAAAUGUUGACAGCUUAUGAGAGUGUGAGGUGUUUGCACAGCAGAGCCUCAUUUACCUCAGCGUCUGAGAUGUGUUGCAAAUAAAGUUUUCAUUUUGCGAGUGUCUUAAAGUCUGAUUAACGGAGACGGCAUUUCUCGUGCCGUUUGUCAUCACGGCUUCUCUAACUGAACCGAAGCUGCUUCUGCAUUUGAUGGAUGCUGAAAGAAAGCUUUCUGCACAUUUUCGGUGGCUGCUCAGUAAAUCAGACUCUGCUGUUCAGCACCUGAGCCUUUAUUUCAGAGCCCUUUUUUUAGAUAUUAGAAACAACUCUUGUUUUGAAAGUUCAGUUUUGUAAAUAUAUUUUUUGUUUUCAAUAAGAUCUGGUUAAAUAGUUUGUGGCUGCAUGUUGCUGAUCUUUGAUGCUAAACAGCAGAUUUGUGAUGUCUGUCAGUGACCUGUAAAAUAAGUUAUUG
Archocentrus centrarchus (flier cichlid) is the source of this 2277-nucleotide messenger RNA. RefSeq names its product SMU1 DNA replication regulator and spliceosomal factor a (gene smu1a). NCBI's taxonomy places the organism in Eukaryota, Metazoa, Chordata, Actinopteri, Cichliformes, Cichlidae. Gene Ontology annotation, molecular function: protein binding. The transcript is spliced from 12 exons. Bases 91 to 1632 code for a protein of 513 amino acids. Gene Ontology annotation, biological process: mRNA splicing, via spliceosome. The record is from RefSeq and is a predicted model, not a curated record.